This is a messenger RNA of Adineta ricciae, 426 nucleotides long. The record is from the annotation of a GenBank genome assembly. Lineage: Eukaryota; Metazoa; Rotifera; Eurotatoria; Adinetida; Adinetidae.
AUGUUAUACUUUGUUGUUCAAUCGAUUAUCGCCUAUUUCAAUUAUCCUACACAAACAUCGGUGAGUUUCUAUGACGAAUGGCCACAAAACUUUCCGGCAGUGACUAUCUGCAAUAAUUCUCCAUUUGUGUACGAUUCAUUCAUUGGAUCAUUUUUAAAUUAUACUAACUCAUUGAAUUUAACACAUACAAAUGAUACCACGGAAUUUUCCUUCCAACAAGCACGUUAUAUUCGUGAUUUUCUAAUCUAUAAACUGAAUCGAAAUGAGUCUGUCACUGAUUUCUACUAUCCACUCGAAUCAAUGUUGAUCAAAUGUAUCUUUAAUGGUAUGAAUUGUUCUGUAAAUGAUUUCAUUCAAUUCGUAUCUCCUGUAUACGGUGUCUGUUAUACUUUUAAUGCUAAAGUAGAUCACACGAGUAAGGGUUGA